AUGGGUCUCUGCACUUCGAAGCCUCAUCCUAGUCCGAAUUCUCCGAAUUCCGGCCGAAAUCCGGCGAGGAAUAGUCCUCUUCCGGCUUCCGAAUCCGUCAAGCCUCCUCCUUCGUCAAGCUCCUCCGUCAAUGGAGCAAACCCUAGCGAAAACGACGACCAGAGUGUAGCGGCGAGCAAUGAGGGGAAGAAAUCGCCGUUUUUCCCCUUUUACAGUCCGAGUCCAGCUCACUACUUCUUCUCCAAAAAAACUCCGGCGAGAUCUCCGGCGCCCAACACCCCCAGCGGAAACUCCACGCCGAAGCGGUUCUUCAAACGGCCGUUCCCUCCUCCGUCUCCGGCUAAACACAUCAGAGCUGUUUUAGCGAGACGGCACGGCUCCGUGAAGCCGAAUUCGGCGGCGAUCCCGGAAGGCAGCGAGGCGGAAGGAGGCGGAGUUGGUUUGGAUAAAAGCUUCGGGUUCUCGAAGAGCUUCUCGAGCAAGUACGAGCUCGGCGACGAAGUUGGCCGUGGGCAUUUUGGGUACACUUGUGCUGCUAAGUUUAAGAAAGGCGAUAACAAAGGACAACAAGUCGCUGUUAAAGUCAUCCCCAAAGCAAAGAUGACGACGGCUAUUGCAAUUGAAGAUGUGAGGAGGGAAGUGAAGAUAUUGAGAGCUUUGUCUGGUCAUGAUAAUCUUCCUCAUUUCUAUGAUGCAUAUGAGGAUCAUGAGAAUGUGUAUAUAGUGAUGGAGCUGUGUGAAGGAGGAGAGCUUCUGGAUAGAAUACUCUCAAGAGGUGGGAAGUACACAGAGGAAGAUGCAAAGACUGUUAUGAUACAGAUUUUGAAUGUGGUUGCGUUUUGUCAUCUUCAAGGUGUUGUUCACAGAGAUCUCAAACCCGAGAAUUUUCUUUUCACCUCAAAAGAAGACACCUCUCAGUUGAAAGCAAUAGAUUUCGGUUUGUCAGACUACGUGAGACCAGAUGAGAGGCUCAAUGACAUUGUUGGUAGUGCGUACUACGUAGCGCCUGAAGUGCUACAUAGAUCUUACAGCACAGAAGCUGAUAUUUGGAGUGUUGGUGUGAUUGUCUAUAUCUUAUUGUGUGGAAGCAGACCGUUUUGGGCUAGGACGGAAUCAGGAAUCUUCCGUGCAGUUCUAAAAGCAGAUCCGAGUUUCGACGACACUCCUUGGCCUUUGUUAUCUUCAGAGGCGAGAGAUUUUGUGAAGCGGUUGCUGAACAAAGACCCGCGUAGAAGAUUAACAGCUGCUCAAGCCUUAAGUCAUCCAUGGAUAAAGGACUCGAAUGACGCGAAGGUUCCAUUGGAUAUUCUUGUUUUCAAACUCAUGAGAGCUUAUUUACGAUCAUCUUCUCUUCGUAAAGCUGCUUUAAGGGCUUUGUCGAAGACACUUACGGUUGAUGAACUUUUCUAUCUGAGGGAGCAGUUUGCAUUACUAGAACCUAGCAAGAACGGAACCAUAAGUCUAGAGAACAUCAAAUCGGCUCUGAUGAAAAUGGCGACAGAUGCAAUGAAGGAUUCGCGUAUUCCUGAAUUCUUAUCACAACUGAGUGCUCUUCAAUAUAGAAGAAUGGACUUUGAAGAGUUUUGUGCAGCGGCACUGAGUGUACAUCAGCUAGAAGCUCUUGAUAGAUGGGAACAACACGCUCGUUGUGCUUAUGAGCUUUUCGAAAAAGAAGGAAACAGACCAAUCAUGAUCGAUGAACUCGCUUCGGAGCUUGGUCUUGGUCCAUCUGUACCGGUUCACGCAGUGCUUCAUGAUUGGCUAAGGCAUACCGAUGGGAAGCUUAGUUUUCUUGGUUUUGUGAAGUUGUUACAUGGUGUGUCUAGCCGCACGAUCAAAGCUCAUUAG
Messenger RNA from Microthlaspi erraticum, 1848 nucleotides. Lineage: Eukaryota; Viridiplantae; Streptophyta; Magnoliopsida; Brassicales; Brassicaceae. The record is from the annotation of a GenBank genome assembly.